GUUUUAGAAGCUGAGCCAGAAAUUUUUAGAAAUGCAGUCAAUGUUCGAAGUUUGAUACAUAAUUGUCAAUUUUGGAUGGAUGUCAAUCAAUUACGUGCAGUGUUAAGUCCAAUUAAAAAAGCAGUAAAAGAUGUUGAAUUUACAUCUACUACAAUGGCAGAUGUCUUUAUGGAAUUGGUAAAACUUGCAAUAUCAAUUAAAGAAAUUCCUACAUUAAUUAAUAAUAAUCCAUUUAAGCAAGAAUACCAUGGAAUUUUUAACAAAUGCUGGAAACAAUUUGACACUGACAUAUAUAUAUUGGCUUUUUUCCUACACCCAAAACAUUGUGCUGAUUUUUUUAAGUUUGAAAUUUAUAAAAAUACAAUUAAAACUGCAUUAACACUUUGGAAACAAUUUGGUGGUGGUGCAACUAAACCACCUUUUCAAGAAAGGUUUGUUGAAUCAGUUGAUAAUGUUCAGAAUUGGUGGAAUUUUUGUGAAUUAAGAAGAAAUGAAGAUUUCAUUCGUGUUUUAGCUUUAAAAUUAGCUGCCAUUACUCCACAUAAUGGGGCCUGUGAAUGUAUUUUUUCUAUUUUAAGUUGGUACACAGGGAAACAUAGAACCAA
Entrophospora candida is the source of this 605-nucleotide messenger RNA. Lineage: Eukaryota; Fungi; Glomeromycota; Glomeromycetes; Entrophosporales; Entrophosporaceae. The record is from the annotation of a GenBank genome assembly.